Messenger RNA from Acipenser ruthenus (sterlet), 2680 nucleotides. RefSeq names its product fibulin-7-like. The coding region runs from base 364 to 1737 and encodes 457 amino acids. Lineage: Eukaryota; Metazoa; Chordata; Actinopteri; Acipenseriformes; Acipenseridae. Gene Ontology annotation, molecular function: calcium ion binding. The record is from RefSeq and is a predicted model, not a curated record. The transcript is spliced from 9 exons.
UUAGUUGGUUGGCAUUUAGAAAAAAAAAAAAGACUGCGGUUCGGAGUUUAGCGAGUUGUGCUGGGGAAUUGGUGGGAGGGCAUAAUGCAAUCCAUCUCUCACAGAGUUAGGUAAUAGUACUGUCUGUAUUUCGCUGGUUUUGACUGCUGAAGACACAUCUAGUUUACCACAACCGCACCAUGCAUCGAGUAUAGUAGUAAUUGAUCACCAUAAUUUAUAAUAUAAUAAAUCACAAUUGCCGCUGAUAUACAAAGGGGUUGAACUAUAAUUUCAAGCGAUUUUGCACAUAAGCAAUUGGUGUACUUUGCUGAAAACACGAUUUCCACAAAUUUCUUUUUUUAAGUGGUCUCCUUUCUCAUAAACAUGAACGUUGGAAUUCGCUACGGUUGUUUAUUUAUACUGUGUUUAGCAACAGCCUUUCAUCCUUCCCAGGCAGCACAGAACUGUCUGGAUAGACAACAUAUUAUGACUGUGGUCCGCCAAAUGGAAAAGUUCUUGAAAGGGCAGGAAACCCGGUUUACAGAAGGGCUCCGCAUUAUGAAAAACAAACUGGCUGCUCUUCAGAAUUCUGUGUCCAAGUCACCAGCUGCAGAGCCAUACACAGUUACAUGCCCUUCACUUGAAGCUCCACAGCAUGGGCACAAGUUUGGUUCCAAGUACUUUGUCGACCACGAAGUCCAUUUCAUCUGCGAUCCUGGAUAUCAGCUGGUCGGCCCCGGCACCAGAGUGUGCCAGGAGAACGGCAUCUGGACUGGGGCUAACCCUGUGUGUAAAGGAAAAAAGAAAGAGAACGAGGCAGUUGGACAUUUGAAAAAAAUCAAAGACAUCAGUGAGUGCUCCAGUAACCCGUGCCAGAACGGAGGAACAUGUAUUGAAGGUAUGAACCACUACAGAUGUUCAUGCCAACAGAACUGGAGCGGCAGCCACUGCCAACAUCAGGUUUUGACAGCGCCCCCUGAAUGGAGUGUCAUGAACGACCCAGCCUUCAGCCGCAAGCCCCGUUGUGCCAAGAUCGACCGGACCCAGCACUGCAGCUGUGACGCCGGCUUCCACAUGAGCGGCACUUCGGACAACAGCAUCUGUCAAGACGUGAACGAAUGCGAGGUGUACAAGCUGGAAGGAGCUCCCAGACUCUGCAUGCAUGCCUGUGUCAACAUCCCUGGCUCCUAUCGCUGCUCCUGCCCGGCUGGAUACAAGCUUCUUGGCGAUGGAAGGAGCUGCGAGGAUAUAGACGAGUGCCUUGCCUUGCAGCACAACUGCACCAGGGGAACCACCUGCAUUAACACUGGGGAGGGCUUUCAGUGUGUCAACCCAGAGUGCCCAAAGGCUCAUGGGAACGUCAGCUACGUGAAGACAUCUCCAUUCCAAUGUGAACGCAACCCCUGCCCAAUGGACAGCCGAUCGUGUCACCUGGCUCCCAAGACGGUCUCGUUCCAUUACCUCUCCCUGCCCUCCAACCUGAAGACCCCGCUCACUCUGUUCCGCAUGGCGACCGCGGCGGCCCCGGGGAGGCCUGGCCCUGACAGCCUGCGUUUCGGGAUCGUGGGCGGAAACAGCAAGGGCCACUUUGUGAUGCAGCGCUCCGACCGGCAGACCGGAGAGCUCAUCCUGGUUCAGAGCCUCCGUGGGCCCCAGAGCAUAGAAGUGGACAUGGACAUGUCAGAAUACCUGGACCGCAUGUUCCAGGCCAAGCACGUGUCAAAGGUCACGGUCUUUGUGUCUCCCAAUGAAUUCUGAGAGACCUCAGUUCCUGACCUCAAACUUUUUUUUUCCUAAAGCCCAUUCCUCUUUCAGUAUCAUUUCAGUUGAUUGAUUGAGGGGUUCCCCGCUUCUUAAAAAAAAUGUGCGGUCAAAGUUUAGUUUAUAAGCAAGCAUUAUAAGAAAUGGCAAUGGAAACCAUCGCCAAGACUGACAACAGGGUUUAAAAGCGAGGUGCAGUAUUGAAUGUCCGUCUUUAUUUUCUGCCGUCAUUGAUGUUAUUGAGUCUACUGUAGAAAUACUAGAAGCUGAUUGGAGGGGGCCACACCUGGAGUUAGAUUCUUCAUAAUCUUCAAGACCAAGAAUGCCAUUUAAUGGACACUGAAUCGAUAAACCCUCCACUAACCCUAUGAAAACUGCACAUACACUCAUUGAAUGGUCCGAGGUGAUUCUUACUGACCUAACCUAUGUGUCAUGGUUCUGUUUUCUUGGACUGGUCAGCCACUGUCGGAGUACAGGAGAUUUCCUUUAAGGAAAUUUGUAAAAGUAAAAAACUCCAAGUUGUUGCUCUUUUAUAUGGACUUGGUGCCAAAGGAAUCUUUGAAAACAAUUUUCAUUAAAAUGAGGUCAUUGUUUAAUUUUAUUUACAUAUGUGCUUGGAUACCUUAUUAUUAACAUAUGUUAGAUUUUUGUCUCAAUGUAUUAACAGUAAUCUGAUCAUAAAAGCUAUUUGAAUUGGUAGUCAUAGGAAUGGUAAAGUAACAGCAUUAUACAUUGAAAUGAUGUUUCUAACUUUUUGGAGAAUGUUAUCUGUAAAUAUUAGACCAAUCAGAUGUUAUUUAUAGUGUUAUGUUAUGUUAUUACUCCAUAAGAACAGCCAUGAAUAGCACCUGCGGGUAAUUAAAAAUAUCCAACAUAAUCAUACCACUUAUAGUGUUCAUAACGUAUUGCCCAUAAAAUUGCUUUAGUGAAAUCACACCCA